AUGGGGGAUGUAAACCCAGAUUUUAUUCAACCCACUGAAUUCAGACCAAAUCCCACCUCAACCAUUGAAGCCAAAGGAAUCCCAGUUAUUGACAUAUCCUCUGCAAAUGAUGAGAGACAGAAAGCGGAGUUGGCGGCGAGGAAGUUCUUUGGCUUAACCCUGGAGGAGAAGAAGAAAGUAAGAAGAGAUGAAGAGAACCCUUUGGGAUAUUAUGAUUCAGAGCAUACAAAGAAUGUUAGGGAUUGGAAAGAAAUAUUUGAUUAUACUGUUUUGGACCCAACUUUGAUUCCUGCUUCACAUGAGAUUGGAGAUGAGGAGAUCAGAGAACUCAGGAAUCAGUGGCCUGAUUAUCCUCCUGACUUCAGAAUUGAGAUUGAGCAGGACAUUAAUCGGUGUCACACGUUUCCUCCUUCUCCUGGAUGA
This is a messenger RNA of Chenopodium quinoa (quinoa), 423 nucleotides long. RefSeq lists its product as uncharacterized. The transcript has 3 exons. The coding region runs from base 1 to 423 and encodes 140 amino acids. Lineage: Eukaryota; Viridiplantae; Streptophyta; Magnoliopsida; Caryophyllales; Amaranthaceae. The record is from RefSeq and is a predicted model, not a curated record.